Molecule: messenger RNA, 1068 nt
Organism: Toxotes jaculatrix (banded archerfish)
Lineage: Eukaryota; Metazoa; Chordata; Actinopteri; Toxotidae
Product: AN1-type zinc finger protein 5-like
Exons: 6
Coding region: 249-935 (228 amino acids)
Molecular function (GO): zinc ion binding; DNA binding
Source: RefSeq, a predicted model, not a curated record
ACAGAUGCCACCACAAAUCAGCGACAGAGGACGUCAACGAAAGCAGUCAGCAGUACUCCCCGGGCGGAGUGGACUUCACGUUUGUGUGAGAAGACUGAAAAGACAGCCACGGACGACCACUUUCCUAGACGGCCCUAGUUAGUUAGUUCCAACCAAGGUUAAAGUAGUUAUUCAGUCAACCCAUAAAGUUUGAAGAAAAGGCGUUUCUCUGACAUAGAAGGUCAGCUCGCUAGGUGGCAGACAUCGCUAUGGCCCAGGAGACCAAUCAGAGCCCAGUUCCUAUGCUCUGUGCCACUGGCUGUGGUUUCUAUGGCAACCCUAGGACUAAUGGCAUGUGCUCUGUGUGCCACAAGGAGCACCUGUCAAGACAGAACAAUGGAGGAGUUAGUUCUUUGAGUUCUGUGGGCAGCAGCAGCGGGCCCACAGCCGAGGCUUCUGCCAUCCAGAGGUUAGAGGCCACCUUGAAUAAUGCUGCAGCUGCUGCAGUCGCUGCUGCUGAGGUGGCAGCUGAGGCCGCCGCAUCUGCUGAGGCUGUUGCCACUGAGGCUCUCAGUGGGGUUUCAACGGUCAUUUCUGUAACACAAAAGAUGACUGAGAUGAGUGUGUCCUGUGAGGAGAAAGGAGCAUCAGGGAGUAAAGCAGAGCUCACAGAGCCAGUGGUGAGUCAGCCCACAGUCUCAGCCUCUCAUCCCUCCACUGCUGGCAGUGAUGACUCCAAAACCCCAGAGCCCCCGAAACCCAAAAAGAAUCGCUGCUUUAUGUGCCGUAAAAAGGUUGGCCUUACAGGUUUUGACUGCCGCUGUGGGAAUCUGUUCUGCGGACUUCACCGUUACUCCGAUAAGCACAACUGUCCGUACGACUACAAAGCCGAAGCCGCUGCCAAGAUUCGUAAAGAGAACCCCGUGGUCGUUGCUGACAAGAUCCAGAGAAUAUGAAGAAGACUCAGUUUGACUUUGAAUCCCGGGAGCAAUCGGAUUUAAAAAAAAAAAAAAACAAGAAACAAAAAAAGACUUGAGUCCAGCCUUCUUUGUGAAAGACCACUUUUUCUUUUCUGGUUUGUUACACAUU